ACCAGAGGGCUUGAGAAGUUUGCGCGGGAAUGACGCAUCAAGCGCACACAAUUUGGCGCGUAAAUAGUUGUAGGAGAAAGUGGCCACUACGUUCAAUACUAAGGCAUUAGUAAGAACUAAUUUGUUUUGUUGUAUUUAGUUUCUUAUUACUGCCGGCAGAUCAUCCGGAAUUCUGGCUCAAUGCAGUUUCUAUUUACGUGCAGUUGUGGCAGUUAGGCUACUUAAAUUCUUGAUUCAUUUCGUGAUAAACAUCGUGUGACCAACAUUAAUACUUACAUAUUUCACAGAGUAAUAUAUUGGUCAUUUAGUUGUGGUGGAUUCAUCUUCUGAAUUGGAAAACUUGUGCGUUUUCAGACGCGAGAUACGUGGCAUUUCACACCAAAAUCUUCCGUGUGUUAUCGUAUUAGACCAGUGAAAGUUUCUACUAAUUGUUUGAAGGUAAAAGGCCAAAUUUUGCAGUAAGGGAGUGCAGUGUUUGGUACAAAAUGCGGAUAAUGUUUAAGUAUUAUUAAAUGUAAUUUCCUGUGGUGUUAGUUCUCAUAAGUCUAUGCACGUAUUAGCUAAGUGUUACUAAGUGGAGCUUAUUCCUACUACUAUAUGUACUUCGACUACAAUAUUUAUUUCCUUGAAUAAAGUAAGAGUGAUUAGGUGCUCAUAAAACUUAAUAAGUAUGAGUAACGGGUUUCAGAAAUUUGUGGCGAAUCUGACUCAUAAUUUCUGCUUAUUGCAGAAGUAUUUAAGCACAUUUCUUUGAGCAGUUUAGUAGAUAACUGACACGUGACACAAAAUGAGCAUGGAGAACCCAGCUACACCGCUGGUGGCAAAUGCCUCACUGCAGCGGCGAGCCACGCGCAGUGCCCUGGCAGAAAUCCCGGCACGACUUGGGCUGCUGACAGUCGAUGAGAACGGCCGCACAGAGGGGGCCACAGCUGCAGCUACUGUGGUCGGUACGUUGACUCCGGCCAGUAGACGGCCACCGCUUGUCCCAAUACCCGAUCGUGCCAAUCAGCUCACUCCGCGCGAUGGAGAAGGGGCUGUGGCAGGCACUCGUGGAACACUGACACCCAACACGUGGGCCCUGAAUGUCAACGUGCAGCUGCCAUCAUCCUACAUGAGCCCCGCCCCAUCACCAGACGAGCUGGUGAUCCAGCAGCGGGGACGGCGCCGGGGUCCCGUCAACUGGAGCCCCGACCUCGAUGCACACAAGCGGGAGGGCAUCCCGAUGGGUGCGCGCACACCCAGCCCCGUCAAGUCCAACAUUGUCCUGCGGUCGACACCCCGCAAGAGACUCAUGCUCUCGGACCCGAAGGAGCUUUUCACGACACCUGAAAAGAUGCGCAAGCUAUCACCGUCACUGAAGGGGUCACCUGGUGUGAAGAAGGGCCGUGUCGAGAAACCGACCUUGACGUACAACGGCCCUAUACAGCUGGGGCUGAAAGGACUGUCUCAAGAGCAGCUCAUCGGCAUUGUACAGUCACUCAUCGACAGACACCCGAACCUGGAAGAUGAAGUCAGAGAUAUUAUGCCAGGUCCUGAUCUGCGACCCCUUGAAGAGCAAUUGUCGUAUUUGAAGAAAAACAUAUUCAAAUCACUGCCGACGUCUCGCCUCACAUCAAAGACUGAUUCACCUGCCUACAGCAGGGCAGCUGUACAUCUUGCUGCCUUCAAGAAAUUUGUCUUGGAGCAAGGCCGGCAGCUGGUGGAGAGCUGCCACUGGGAGGCGGUUGUGGACUACGUGUGCCUGGCGUGGGCGUACGUGAGGGCGACGCCCCUCUGGGACAACCCACCGCACAACGCGACGCGCAAGCAGUGCUUCAAAUCUCUGGUCGCCCAGUGCAUGGCGGCCAUCAAGAGGGGACAGUGGACACCCCAGCAAUGUGAUGCAAUGGUGACCAGAUUAUCGGGAUUUACUGCUGACAGUGAAGACAUGGAAAUGUGUAUAAAACAGCUGGAUGCCAUGCACAGGAAAUGAAAACAAGUAUCUUCUUCCUAAUUUAAGACUGAGUAAAGUUGAAGUGCAGUAGUUGUAUGAACAAAGCUGUAUUUGUCAGACUGUGUACAUAGUAUGGUCAUAAUUAUUAUGACUGACUGCCAAGUUUUGUGGUAUUUGUAGCAAGCCCUUGUACAGAUAUGUUUGUAAAAUUGGUGUGUAGUAAAUGCUGACUGAAUGAACCAUAGUACUGGUUUUGUUCUUUUGUGAUUAAUCUUUUUAGCAUAUGCAAUAUGCUUAAGUCUCAUUUAAUGUCAAUAGUAGUUUAGACAGUUUAAGUGUUGACCAAGGAUAAUAUUACUCAUGGUUCUUGUAUCUGCUUUUAUUUGAAACAAUGGAAAUACUUCCCAUUUUGUAUCAAAGUUGUUAGUGAAAUCGGUUGUAAAAAUGUCAAGGUUUAAUACUGCCAGUGACAGUAUGCCAGGAAUCACAGGACAUUAAAGCCACAUCAAGAAUACAGUUUGCUCUGACCCUUAAAUAAUAUAUUUGUUUUAAAAUCCCUUUCUAUAUAUGUGUAUAAUACAGGUUAGUCACUGGUUAAAGUGUCUUUGCACGGCAAUUUUUAUAAUGUGGUAUUUUUCUGGAUUGUAGAGCAGUUGCAAUUGUAUUUAGUAUUGCUCUUAAGAUUUUUGCAUAUGUAUCGUGUAGCUAGACGUUUGAUAUGGAUUUUUUUGCAUAAGCAUUUUCUCUUAAUCCUGACAUGGCAACCGGAAAAUUUAGCAUUUUUUAUUGGUUUUUAUGCCUAUUUUUGGCAUGCGUUUAAUAGAAUCCUUUUUAAAUAUGGAUUGAAUUUCUUAGUGUUGUUGGCAGUUGGGAUAAUUGAUGUUUAUUUUGUAUUUAUUUUCAUUGCUGUUUACAGUUAAAUCAAAUGUAUCCAAAUUUUGUAUGUGUUCACUUAAAAUGGAAACUGUAGUCGGAUAAGUGGUUGUAAAGAAUUAUUAUUUAUAUUAUUUGUGUUUCUAGUUUUAUGUAUUUUAUGUUCAGUUAAUAAAGUUAUAAAUAUAAAAUA
Molecule: messenger RNA, 2999 nt
Organism: Schistocerca gregaria
Lineage: Eukaryota; Metazoa; Arthropoda; Insecta; Orthoptera; Acrididae
Exons: 7
Coding region: 788-1972 (394 amino acids)
Biological process (GO): nuclear protein quality control by the ubiquitin-proteasome system; proteasome localization
Cellular component (GO): nucleus
Source: RefSeq, a predicted model, not a curated record